Messenger RNA from Saccoglossus kowalevskii, 1730 nucleotides. RefSeq names its product EF-hand domain-containing family member B-like. Lineage: Eukaryota; Metazoa; Hemichordata; Enteropneusta; Harrimaniidae. The record is from RefSeq and is a predicted model, not a curated record. Gene Ontology annotation, molecular function: calcium ion binding.
CGAUGGAAGGGUUUCUCCUUCAUGUUCAGCUGCAAAACACAAUAGCUGUGUCGCCAGUCGUACCGUACCUUGCAACGCCUUGGUAACACCGGCACACUUGACUUCACGCAGUAUAACAUAUAAACACGUACAUCCAGUGCCUUGAAAAAACUGACGAUUUGGACAUCAUGGCAAUUUCGACUGCCAAAUAUUCGUGGCGGGAUGCAGUGCAGAGCAAUGUAAACAGAUAUACGGACCGAAACCCCGACAUAGAUGCGGCUGGUAAGUUAAUGACAGUGCCAGGACACAGUGCACCAGACUGUCUCACACAAGAAGUAAGACCUCCAACUCCAGAUGUUGUCAAGAAAUUCAAGAAUUUUUUCGAGCCUGAUGCUGGUGCUGCAAGACUUUUUUAUGGAAAAGCUAAUGAUCCUGACAUUGCCUCCACCUUGGUUCAUGGAGUUACCAGCAAAGAUUCUAAUUCAGCUGGUGAUCUUUGCAACCCGAGACCUAAAAGUCUGUAUGAACAGCGCAUGGUUGAUAAAAAAGAAUACAGCCUUUAUGCCAGUAAACAGAGUGCACCACUUGGGCGGUCACAUGACCAGAGUCCAUCAUUUCCAGCACACAUGGACCCAGCACAGACACGAUUUGGAAUUAAAAACGUCUUUGAUGGCAGUGCAGGUGUACUGGUCAACCCAGACAAAAGUCGGGAUAUAGUUGAGACAGAGGGACAAACUGGUCAUGAUCUGUACAUCGUAACACACAACGAUUAUGAUGUGGGUGAGAAGAGAGACAGAAAGUAUGACUGGUCACGAUAUGCUAAAGACAGUAGGUUUGGUGUACCUACCCCACACGACAAUGAUGGAAGACAUGUCAAGAAAACACUGAAAUGGAUGCAUGAAGCACAGCAGGAAAAAGGCUCCAAAAUAGUUUCCAAGAGAGUGGAUGAUUUCCGGGAGCGUACACAGCCUCAGUUAGGUCAAGUACACGACCCCAUUAAGGAUACCAUGAGAGUCCCACCAGGCCAUGCGUAUGGCGUUAUGAUCCGACCAGAUGAUUUUGGCGCAGGCGAUCUACUUCAUGGGAGAGUGCCUGGGGAAUAUUUGCGUGGCAAGGACAGAGAACGGGGGGUCAUUGCCGCAAUCAGACAGCAUCUGAAGAAAACUAAUUUCCAUAAUUUUAACGAUCUGCAAGCAGCUUUUCGACAUUACGAUAAGAACGGUGAUGGUAAAAUAGACAUCAAUGAACUACGCGAAUGUUGUUUACAGUUCAACCUUCCCAUUGAACCUGAACUUCUUGAACAGCUACUGUUUUACUGCAAUGCAAACAAAGAUGGAUACCUGGACUACACGCAGUUUUCAAAUUUUCUCAACUGGAAAGACAAAAUGGAGGAGCUCGGUGGAACAACAAAUGACAAUAAUGUGGAAACACUGCAGAAUCAAAUUGAUAGAGCUAUCGGUGAACACAGGACAUCAGCCUCAAUGAUCAACGCGACUGUCGGUGGCCCAGUGUCGGCAAAAGGUUUCCGAACAUAUGGUGUACCAACUGUUCGCAGCGACAGACCUGCACCCCGCUUUCGACGCGUUUCUGAUCGCACAAAUUACGGUGACGAAUCUGACGCCUAUGGUCUUGUAAACCCCUCCAUCUAUAGCAACCGAGGAGUCUAUGAGAGAGACUUUUUCAAAGCCAGACCGAAAGACGAGGUAAGGACGAACGCACAAAUAUUAGUUCUCGUUGACAUCUAUGUUUGA